This is a messenger RNA of Gadus macrocephalus (Pacific cod), 2966 nucleotides long. It is a transcript of the gene cdc40, whose product is annotated as cell division cycle 40 homolog (S. cerevisiae). The coding region runs from base 34 to 1461 and encodes 475 amino acids. Gene Ontology annotation, molecular function: mRNA binding; protein binding. The transcript has 14 exons. NCBI's taxonomy places the organism in Eukaryota, Metazoa, Chordata, Actinopteri, Gadiformes, Gadidae. Gene Ontology annotation, cellular component: catalytic step 2 spliceosome. The record is from RefSeq and is a predicted model, not a curated record. Gene Ontology annotation, biological process: mRNA splicing, via spliceosome.
CCCCUUGCUUCCGAUGAAGCCACAACAUCCAAGAUGUCUUCUGCCAUAGAGUCCCUCGUUUCUUACCGCAGCGACUCAGAUUCCGAAAAUGAAUCCGAUUCUAGUUCCAGAAAUGAUAUUAAUGAUCCGGACGCCACCGCACAUCUAAAACCGUUACCAUCCGGGCCGACCAUGACCCUGGCUGUCCUAAACGCAGCCCCGGAGGUGGCUGUGAAGGAGUCUGUAGAGACCGGACAACACCUGGAUCCUGCGUUGAAGGAGGUCACUUUCAACCCUACGUUUGAAACACUGUUUGCACCAGAGUUUGGGCCAAUCAACCCCUUCAAAAGCCAGCAGAUGGCCGCCCCAAGGAAUAUGUUGUCUGGCUAUGCAGAGCCCGCCCACCUCAACGAUUUCAUGUUCGAACAGCAAAGGAGAACGUUUUCCACCUUUGGCUAUGCACUGGACCCCUCUGUGGGCACGGCUGAAGUGACUAACUCCUCCUAUAUCGGGGCAGUGGAUGAGGCGGAGAAGAAUAAAGGGAUAACAGUGUUCGAGGCUGCUGCAAAGACAGGAGAUAAAAGGAAGAAGGUUAAAGGAGGAGAGGCAGGCGAGAUAGAAACCUUCCUCGGGCCAUGGGCAAAAUACGCAGACGAGAAAGAUGGGGCCAAACCAUCAGAGGAGAUGCAGAAGGAGCUGGAUGAGAUCACGGCCAAGCGGCAGAAGAAGGGGCGCAACGAGGAAGAGGCCCCAGCAGAGGAGAAGACUGUUCUCCAUGUCAAGGACAUGUACGACUACCAAGGUCGCUCCUACCUCCACGUCCCCCAGGACGUGGGCAUCAACCUGCGCACGGCAGAUGUGCCGGACAAGUGUUACCUGCCCAAGAAACAGAUCCACGUCUGGACCGGACACACCAAGGGUGUCAGCGCUAUUCGUCUAUUCCCUGCCUCUGGUCAUCUGCUUCUCUCCGCUUCCAUGGACUGUAAAAUCAAGCUAUGGGAGGUGUACAACGAGAGGCGGUGCAUACGGACGUUUAUCGGUCACAGUAAGGCGGUACGAGACAUUUGCUACAACAACGAUGGGACUAAGUUCAUGAGCGCUGCCUACGACCGCUACCUAAAGCUCUGGGACACAGAAACAGGCCAGUGCAUCUCGCGCUUCACCAACAGGAAGGUGCCGUACUGCGUCAAGUUCAACCCGGAUGAGGACAAACAGAAUCUCUUCGUGGCCGGCAUGUCAGAUAAGAAGAUUGUGCAGUGGGACAUCAGGACGGGCGAGGUGGUGCAGGAGUACGACCGCCACCUGGGCGCCGUCAACACCAUCACCUUCGUGGACGAGAACCGACGCUUCGUCAGCACAUCGGACGACAAGAGUCUCCGCGUGUGGGAGUGGGACAUCCCCGUGGACUUCAAGUACAUCGCCGAGCCCAGCAUGCACUCCAUGCCAGCUGUCACACUCUCUCCCAACGAUACGAGAAGAUGAUCGAGGCCUCACGUCACUGCGUUCAUCUUCCCGGGGAACAUUCCCGCAUCCAUCCCAGAGGGGGAUUCCCCUUGGGGAACGUGGUGUGCAUAAUGCAGCCGGUUCCCGUCGGAGCACCCUCAUCCUAAAUGUCAACCCAGCACCCCCUUUGCAUCAAACCGAUUCCCAACAUACAGAUCCUCACUCAUGCGACUUAAAUCAAAGUUUUAUUUUCAAACUUCUGAUAUUCUGAUAAUGACAUUUGCAAAUGUUGGCCUUUUUUUUUCCUUUUUAUAUCUGUCGGCGGUUAUUCAAAUGUCAUUCCCUGUACACACACUUCCCCGGCACCCCCUCCAUAAAAUCUAUUUUCCUACACACCCCCUCUCGGAGCACAUUCCGAAUUUCCCUCGGGUUCCUUUACCAGAAGUGCAGCGAUUUGGCGAAGCUGCCUUUUCUGUCUUCUCCGAGGCACACCGUGUCGCCGCGCGGUGACUUUGAUGCCAGAGUCGUGCCGGCAGACGCGGCACUCGGCAGAGUGGAUUUCCAGUGAGCGAUCACUGAUCAAAACCUCCUCCACCCCAUUUUCCCCAAAUUGCCUCCUUCUUAUCCUGCUAAUGGCCCUGGAGUGAAGUGUAAAUGCCUCCUGGGUGCUGUGGGGUGCUGUGAACUGUCUGGAUUUUGCGCGGUGCACACACACACCCUUAGCCACCUGUCGUUGCCCGGCCAUCUGCGUUCAGCCGUGAUCAUUGCAUAUCCGAUUUUUAAAACUUCACCGCUCAUAGUGAUCGGCCAUUGGCUCCCUUCGAUAAAUUCCUUUUAUAUACGGUUCACUUUAGGGCAAUCGUCCAUUAAAAACGGAUAUACGUCUGAUGUAGUUACUAGACUACAGGCUGCAUGCUUUUUAUUGGCGGGACAGAAGAACACAAGAAAGGGGGAUGAGAGUAUAAUGACAAGGCAUUAGCCUGAUAAUCAUCCUCAACUUGCUUCUUAAUUAAUCCUGAAUUUCGCAACGUUUAAAAGAAACUGUCAGGGAUAGAGGGGAGGGAACCAGGCAAAUGUUGUGCAGGUCAGAGUCCAACCUGGGUUAGGACAAGAUAUAUUGCCUAGCCUACAUUGUGAGCGCGUUAGUGGGUUGAGCCCUUGAAUACCAUGUCUAAAUAUAAUCUAAAUAGACUACGCUGAAACUCAUUUCACAACAAUCAUACCAGCUGUUGUCGUUCAGUUCUAAAACAUUGUUGAUUCAGAUGAGAUGAGGGCAUUCACCCCGCAAGGGAAAGUCGGAUGGUACCGUGGCCAAUAAUGUAAUGAAGGCCAGACAAAACAUGGUGUUAUCGUAAUGUUUAUUUUAUACUGGAUACUGUUAUUGGUAAAAAGCUGUUUCUUUGUCCGACACAUUGAGCCCUUGCACUUAAAUACUGUGGAUACACGAAAAGGACUACAAUUGUAGUUCCUCAUUGGGUUUUAUGCUGUAGUUUGACAUCAUCCGGGAGGAUCCUUAAACCUCCGCCGUCUCUCCCUCUCUCCUC